AUGGUCUCCAUGGGGCUCCAGCUGCUAGGCUACGCCGUGGCCUUCCUGGGCUACAUCGGCACGCUGACGGCCACGCUGCUGCCCAGCUGGAAGACCAGCUCCUACAUCGGCUCCAGCAUCGUGACAGCCGUGAGCUUCACCAAGGGGCUGUGGAUGGAGUGUGCCACAUAUAGCACGGGCAUCACCCAGUGCGACAUCUACAGCUCCCUGCUCAACCUGCCCGCUGACAUCCAGGCGGCCCAAGCUCUGAUGGUGAGCUCCUGUGCCAUCUCCUCCCUCGCCUGCCUCCUCACCGUUGUGGGCAUGAGGUGCACCGUUUUCAGCCAGGGCUCACCGGGCAAGGACCGGGUGGCGGUGGCGGGCGGUGCUGUCUUCAUCCUUGGGGGGCUGCUCUGCUUCAUCCCGCUCGUGUGGAACAUCCAUGUGGUGCUGCGGGAUUUCCACAACCCCAUCCUCCCUGACAGCACGAAGUUCGAGCUCGGGGAGGCACUUUACCUGGGCAUCAUCUCCUCCCUCCUCUCCCUUGUCGGCGGCUUCAUCCUCUGCACCUCCUCCUGCCCUGCCCGCGACCCAAUGGCCACCUACACAAGCACCUACCAGCCCCGGCUGCUGAAAGGCAAGAGCCCCCAGCCCUCUGUCAGCCAGACGCAGAAGACCAAGAGUGAGCUCAACUCCUACAACCUGACAGGAUACGUGUAG
Messenger RNA from Gymnogyps californianus (California condor), 699 nucleotides. It is a transcript of the gene CLDN2, whose product is annotated as claudin 2. Gene Ontology annotation, molecular function: structural molecule activity. Gene Ontology annotation, cellular component: plasma membrane; bicellular tight junction. Lineage: Eukaryota; Metazoa; Chordata; Aves; Accipitriformes; Cathartidae. The coding region runs from base 1 to 699 and encodes 232 amino acids. The record is from RefSeq and is a predicted model, not a curated record. The transcript has a single exon. Gene Ontology annotation, biological process: calcium-independent cell-cell adhesion; bicellular tight junction assembly.